This is a messenger RNA of Daucus carota subsp. sativus, 2032 nucleotides long. RefSeq names its product argininosuccinate lyase, chloroplastic. The record is from RefSeq and is a predicted model, not a curated record. Lineage: Eukaryota; Viridiplantae; Streptophyta; Magnoliopsida; Apiales; Apiaceae. Gene Ontology annotation, molecular function: argininosuccinate lyase activity. The coding region runs from base 100 to 1668 and encodes 522 amino acids. Gene Ontology annotation, cellular component: cytosol. The transcript is spliced from 7 exons.
AAAGAACUUUGUGUAUAGCCAAACACUACCUAACUCAAUAGCAGCCAAAAGCAAAGAGUUCAGAGUUUAAAGUACAGCCGUCGCUCACAGAAAGAGCUAAUGGAGUCGUCAAUUCUACACACUUGCACUACAAUCUAUACACACACUCAUACAUCUUCACUCACUCUCAGAAGCCCAUUUUUUCACUUAUCAAAACGCACCCACAAGAUGCGCAUUUCGCCUCAGUCUCUAACAGUGUCUUGCACUGCCCAUAAGAAUGAGGUGGAGCUGAAAGAGAAAGAAACGAAGUUGUGGGGCGGGCGGUUUGAGGAGGGGGUCACUGAUGCGGUGGAGAGGUUUACGGAGUCGAUAUCGUUCGAUAAGGCGCUUUAUAAGCAGGAUAUUAUGGGGAGCAGGGCUCAUGCGACUAUGCUUGCACACCAGGGAUUAAUUGAAGCAGGCGACAAAGAUAUAAUUCUUAAAGGUCUUGAUCAGAUUGAGAAGGAAAUAGAAAUGGGUAAAUUUGUGUGGAGGACUGAUAGGGAGGAUGUGCACAUGAAUAUUGAAGCUGCUCUUACUGAUUUGGUUGGUGAACCUGCAAAGAAGCUUCACACUGCUAGGAGUCGAAAUGAUCAAGUUUCAACUGAUUUUCGCCUGUGGUGUCGAGAUGCCAUUGACACAAUUAUUUCUCGCAUCAAGCAUCUUCAGUCUGCACUGGUGAUCCUGGCUAAGAAGAAUGAGGGCCUGAUUGUUCCUGGUUAUACACAUUUGCAGAGGGCACAACCUGUGCUACUGCAACAUCUCCUUUUAGCAUAUGUUGAGCAGCUUGAACGUGAUGCAGGACGUUUACUAGAUUGCAGAACUCGACUUAAUUUCUGCCCUUUGGGUGCAUGUGCAUUAGCUGGUACUGGCCUUCCCAUAGAUCGAUUUAUGACUUCUGAUGCUUUGGGUUUCAGCGCUCCAAUGAGGAACAGCAUUGAUGCAGUUUCAGAUCGAGAUUUUGUUUUGGAGUUCCUUUCAUCUAAUUCCAUCACUGCCAUUCAUCUUUCUCGGCUUGGUGAAGAAUGGGUAUUGUGGGCAUCAGAGGAGUUUGGCUUUAUAACUCCUAGUGACUCUGUAUCAACUGGAAGCAGUAUUAUGCCACAAAAGAAGAAUCCAGAUCCAAUGGAACUUGUUCGUGGGAAAUCUGCUAGGGUUGUUGGAGAUCUAGUUACCCUUCUUGUUUUAUGCAAGGGACUUCCUCAUGCUUACAACCGUGAUUUACAGGAAGAUAAGGAGCCUGUAUUCGACAGUGUCAAAGCAAUCAUAGGAAUGCUUGAAGUGUCGGCAGAAUUUGCACAAAAUAUUACCUUCAACUCAGAGAGGAUACGUAAUGCUUUACCAGCAGGCCAUCUUGAUGCAACUACACUUGCAGAUUAUCUGGUGAAGAAGGAUAUACCAUUUAGGACCUCUCAUGAUAUAGUUGGAAGAUCUGUUGCGUUGUGUGUAUCCAAAAACAGUCAGCUUCAGGACUUGAGUCUUGAUGAGUUGAGAAGUAUUAGUCCAGUUUUCGAUCAAGAUGUAUAUGAGUAUCUUGGUGUAGAAAAUUCAAUCAAGAAAUUCAGCUCAUAUGGAUCUACAGGUUCAGAAUGUGUUGCUAGUCAAAUGGACUACUGGAUGACAAGGCUCAGCAUCAACAGCAAUGCAUAAUGUCUUGCAAGGAAUCUGUAUUUGAAAGGCUUGCUUCAUGCUAUUACAUGUGCAACUACAUAAUUGCCGCAUCAAGGACUAGCUAGAACUGGUAAAGAAAAGCUCAAUUUUCUGUGGCCCACCACAAAGAAUGUAUUAUGGAAUGAGCACAGAAAGGCAUAUACAUUGUUUUUUUCCGUUAGGCUUAAUCUAUCUUCUCAUCUUUAAAGAGCCUGUUGUAACUGUUGAAAGAAUUAGAGAAUAUGAUGUGAAAAAAUUUAUGAAUGGUUGCAACUUCAACCAGCUUGCUGGGACAAGUUAUCAAGUAGGAAAAAUUAUGAGCAGAAUGAAUUUUUCAUUAAAAUUUUAAAGCGCUUUUUGUGAA